This is a messenger RNA of Phalaenopsis equestris, 1065 nucleotides long. Its product is annotated as gibberellin-regulated protein 12. Bases 500 to 835 code for a protein of 111 amino acids. Lineage: Eukaryota; Viridiplantae; Streptophyta; Magnoliopsida; Asparagales; Orchidaceae. The transcript is spliced from 4 exons. The record is from RefSeq and is a predicted model, not a curated record.
UCCAAAAUGAGCGCUCGAUUUGAGAUCUAAACAAUAACAUGUAAAUCAUGGCGUUUGGUGGCCAAUUUUAGUAAAUGGCAUAUUUAGUAAAUGAACGGGGAAAGAAAGAGAGAGAAAGCGAGAGAGAUCUUGUUUGGUUAAUUUAUUCAACAUACCAUGUGAUUCCCUCUUGAAAUCUGCCACUAAAGUCCACAGUUUGGGAGAGUAAAUGCUUCACAACAGAAAGAGGUACUGUCCUUGUUUAACCAACCACUGCAGCUUUGAAUUCUACUUAGAGCUGUUCAAAGCAACCCAACUAAACUAUUGCCUGCCAUCCAUCUAAAUCUAUCUCUUUCCCCUCACUCUUCCAUCCAUUAAAGCGAACAGAAAGCAAGUUACAGUCUUUUAAAAGUGAAGGACAUGUGCAGCAAAAGUUAGCUAGUGGAGGCUUUACUAGUUUAUCUUCAUCUCAUUAUCAAGAGCUCUGGAGUGUGUGUGAGCUUCUUUGUAAGCUAAAAGCAUGGGAAGAUCUGCCACUUCUCUCUUCUUCUUCCUUCUCCUACUUGUCUCCUGUGCUGUAUUGGCUGCUUCCGAGUACAUCCUAAAUGGAGAACUUGAGUUGAGUUUGGUUGUGAAAAAGCAGAAGCACAAGCAUUCUGGGUUCAGUGCAGCAGAGUGCCCAGGUGCAUGCCAGUACAGGUGUUCCAAAACAUCAUACAAGAAGCCCUGCCUAUUCUUCUGCCAGAAGUGCUGCUUCAAGUGCAGAUGUGUUCCUCCUGGGACUUAUGCUCACAAGGAGGUCUGUCCCUGCUACAAUAACUGGAAGACUAAGAGUGGGAGUCCAAAAUGCCCUUGAUUAACCUCAAACUUUAAUUCUAAAUGUUCUGUGCUCUAUUAAGAAUGAUUCAGCUCAUAUGAACUGUAUUAACAAAACUUGGGUCUAUUUUACUCAGUUUUUUUGAGUUGUCGUUGAAGCAUUUGUUAGCUGUUGUAGAAAACAGCUGCUACUUUGAAAAGAUUUGUUUGGUUUCCUUGUUUUCAUGCUUUACCGUUUUUUUAUUUAUGUACAUAUCACAAAGUUUUUAU